Molecule: messenger RNA, 1321 nt
Organism: Amphimedon queenslandica
Lineage: Eukaryota; Metazoa; Porifera; Demospongiae; Haplosclerida; Niphatidae
Exons: 3
Coding region: 479-835 (118 amino acids)
Source: RefSeq, a predicted model, not a curated record
CUUUUACAGCUACUGAUAGCUGAUAAUAUUAUAAUCAUAAGUAUUAAGUAGGUUAAUUGUGAUUUUCUAUAAAAGUAGGUAACUAAUUCAUUUCAUUAAUUCCAGCCUUUGUCAACUCAUGUACAGUCUGGUAAAAUGUUAAAGAUGUUAAUCUUUAUGUUGUUGUUGAAUACUAACAAGUGCUAACUAAAGGACUCAACAAAACAACACUAUACACUCCUCAAACUAAAACCCUGUUAGUGCUACAAGACACUAUGAGGAAUCAGGUAAUAGUCUAAUGUACAGAGCAAUUGUCAAUUAAUUAUCAUUUCAAUUUUCUACAAAAUCAAAUUAAGAGUGCAGCAAUCAUGUGUGGCAUGCAUCUAAACAGUAGGAAUUUACUAGUGAAGUAUUUACACUAUCAUGUGCAGAUACAACUGCUCAUUCAAUACAUGGCUUGAAUUCCAGUUCUUGUCAAGCUCACGUACAGUUUAGUAAAAUGUCAAAGAUGUUCAUCUUUAUGUUGUUGUUGCUGUGUUUAAUAGUUACCAUUGAUGAAGGAGAAGGAUCUUAUUGUAUGGCUGAUUGUACUGGAUAUAAACAUGAACCAUCACUGUAUCUAAGAGUAUGCUGUAUCAUUAGUAACUUAGGACAGACUGUUACCAUUAGAGGAAUUGGUAAAACAAGAUACAUUCUGUGUCCUAAAGUACGACCAAAGUCAUGCCUAUCAGAUAAUAGAGACUGUAAGAGCUUGUUUGAGACUGGUAAUACUACUAGUGGUGUUUAUACUGUUAAUCCUGAUGGAGGGACUCCAUUUGAAGUAUACUGUGAUAUGAUUAGGAAGAUACCAAUAUAACUGGUAAUUUUCAAGGGGUAGCAUUAAAUAAUUUUUAGUGAUUGGUGGGUUCUAAGGAAUCAGUUAAGAGUCUAAUAAGGAGAGCAAUGGUCAUUGUGGUUAAUGCAUUUUUAUUGACAGGAUACCAAAAUAUAUUUAUAACUAGACGAAUGUAAACAUUAAGGGGCUCCACCCCCAGCUACACUAUCAUGAAGAUGAGAUUAUUUAACUUUAAAAAUAGUUAGAUGAUCCUAUACUGCCAGUACAUACUGACUCACUUCAUCAGUAUAGGGCUUUGCCUAAUUAACAGGAAUAGGAGCUUAGAAAUACUAUAAGGGAUCAGUUACAAGGCCUAAUGUAAACAAUUACUGUGUAACUAAGAAAUAAAAAAGUGGGAGGAAAUUUAAUAAAAAUUUCAAAUGUCAACAGUAGCCAUAAGAAGGUAGCUUUAAAUUCUGGUCCUUGUCAAACUCCCGUACAGUCUAGUAAAAGGUCAAAGAUGUUCAU